AUGAAAGUUUUUAACACAAAGCUUCAAACGGUAGUGAGAGAACAACUUACUGCGGAAGGACAUCCAUUACCUUCAGAAGUUACCAUAGCAUAUAAUUUUGAAACAAACUCAAUAGAUUUUAAAGUCGUCUUUGCAAAGAAGUCAGGUUUUACAUUUAAUGAAGCAGAUGUAUAUUCGAAUGAAAACUUCAAAGCUAUUGCAUGGUUAGAUAAUGACGAUUGCUUUAAGAAAAUAUUUAAAUACAGUGACUCAACGAUGUCAAUAGAUGACCUUCGUGGAAUGUUACCAUCGACGUUUACAGUAGAAGGUUCAGCAGGAUUGCUUACAAGAUUGUCAAUUGGUGGCAUUUGGUCUCGUGAAAACAUUGUUAUAAAAUCCAGUAUAAGUGAAUUUGCUGAAGAAUCUAUAUUAUGUCUUUCAAACUAUAUGUAUUCGCCGCCGAAGCAUUAUAGUAUAACAAACUUUGUCAGUAAGUUUAACAUAAGACUUGUCGAACCUUCUUCAAUGAAAGAUGUUGUGCUACCCAAAGACGGAAAGGAUGGACUCAUUAUUGAGAUGAUUUUAAUAGCAUAUUAA
Messenger RNA from Trichomonas vaginalis G3, 576 nucleotides. RefSeq lists its product as uncharacterized. The coding region runs from base 1 to 576 and encodes 191 amino acids. The record is from RefSeq and is a predicted model, not a curated record. The transcript has a single exon. Lineage: Eukaryota; Parabasalia; Trichomonadida; Trichomonadidae.